CAGUGUAUACACACUUCAACACUAUUUAUUUCCCUUUUCAGACAGUUCAGUUAAUAUUCAACCAUCGUUCAAUCAGGUUCUGUUAGUUUUAAUCAAGUUUAAUUCAUUUAAGUUUUUUUAUUUUUUUUUUAUAAAAAAUGAAUUUUCAACAAAUUAACAACAGUUUUUGUUCACUUGUUUCGUUAGUACGAAACAAUGCAUAUCCUACAUAUCCAGAAUUCACUACAUUUAUAUCAAGAUUGAAAACAUUCAAUUUAUUUCCGUUGACUUCAUCUCAAGAUAAAUACUCAUUAGCUGAAAGCGGUUUUAUAUAUUCAGGGAAAAAAGAUAUUGUUGAAUGUUUUUGCUGCGGUAUUAUAUUGCAUCGUUGGGAAAAAGAAGAUAAUCCAUGGAUUGAACAUUCAAGAUGGAAUCCGAAAUGUGUUUUUGUAUUAUUAUCAAAAGGAAAUCAGUUUGUUGAAAAUGUAGUAAAAAAAUAUGAAAAAAUUGGAAUCAUACCAAAAAACGUUUGAUACAGCUUAUACGUUAAUUAAGUCUGACGUAAAUGGGUUACCAUCAUCUUGUCAACGAAACGAAUUUACAAAUCAAUAUAUUCAAAAUUAUGAUUUCAGCUACAGCAAUAUACAAAGUGAAGAUUGUUCAUUUAUGUACGAGUUAUUACAAUUUCAUUUUAAUUCAUUGUCGAACAUGAUAUUACAAGAUUUAGUGAUGUAAUAUAAAAAAAGUUUCUUAAUUUAUUUUAAUUUAUCGUUC
Messenger RNA from Aphis gossypii (cotton aphid), 753 nucleotides. Its product is annotated as death-associated inhibitor of apoptosis 1-like. Gene Ontology annotation, cellular component: cytoplasm; nucleus; spindle microtubule. The coding region runs from base 138 to 512 and encodes 124 amino acids. Gene Ontology annotation, biological process: negative regulation of apoptotic process; positive regulation of protein ubiquitination; regulation of cell cycle. NCBI's taxonomy places the organism in Eukaryota, Metazoa, Arthropoda, Insecta, Hemiptera, Aphididae. The transcript has 3 exons. Gene Ontology annotation, molecular function: cysteine-type endopeptidase inhibitor activity involved in apoptotic process; ubiquitin protein ligase activity. The record is from RefSeq and is a predicted model, not a curated record.